AUGCUGCUUUUUCAUUAAAGAAGGUCUCAAAUUAUUUUUUUCAAAGUCAUAUUUUGAAGUAUUAAACAUGUUCGUGUCGGUUUACUGUAGUGUUUUAACAGUGUUUAUGUUAGUUUCGUCAGGUAACUCGGCUCCCGCUGUGGGACACACUCAAGACAAUGAGGAAGACUCGCUGGAUGCACCAUCUUACCUGGCAGAAUUUGGUUACCUUCCGCCAUCCGAUCCCAAUGGUCCAAGCCAAAUCAUAGCAGCCGAAACUCUAGCAAAGGCCAUAAGGGAAUUCCAAACCUUCAUGGGACUUGAAGAAACAGGUGUGUUAGACCGUGAAACCAAGAAACUAAUGAAAAAGCCAAGGUGUGGGAUAAAGGACCAACCAACCAUCAAUGGACCCAGCUCAUACAAGCUCACGGGUAGCAAAUGGAAAACAAACACUCUCUCCUACAAGAUCACCAAGUACCCAGACGACUUUCCCCGGGAUGAGACAGACAGAACCAUUAAGGAAGCCUUCCAAGUUUGGUCGAGAGUGACACCUCUUAAAUUUAUCAGAAAAACCAGAGGAAAUGUACACAUCGAAAUCAAGUUUGCUCGAGGAAGGCAUGGCAGCUGUGAACCUUUCAAAGGCCCUCUCGGAGUUCUAGCUCACGCUUUCGACCCCAUAUCAGGAGGAGACAUACACUUCGACGACUCCGAGCCAUGGACCAUCAACACCUACGAAGGCGUAAACCUUCUACUGACUGCAGCCCAUGAAAUCGGACACGCUUUGGGUCUUGAGCAUUCCAAGUACAAGAACGCACUCAUGUAUGCUUACGCGCAAGGGUACGACCCCAACUUUAGACUUAGCAACGAUGACAUCAGAGCUAUCCAGCGCCUGUAUCCAAAUCAGUCCUAGAACUUCUCUCUACGGUCGCCAUCAGGAUCGAGAACAUUAAUGUAUUAUCCAAUUUUAUAGGUUAUUAUUAAUAAAAACUACUCACUCAUGUACUAUGUUAUAGUUUUAUCUGUGAUUUUGUAACAAAACUAUUUUUAUGUUUGAUUAAAUGUUUUUUUUUAAUACCUUA
This is a messenger RNA of Macrosteles quadrilineatus (aster leafhopper), 1058 nucleotides long. RefSeq names its product collagenase 3-like. The transcript is spliced from 7 exons. The record is from RefSeq and is a predicted model, not a curated record. NCBI's taxonomy places the organism in Eukaryota, Metazoa, Arthropoda, Insecta, Hemiptera, Cicadellidae. Bases 68 to 889 code for a protein of 273 amino acids. Gene Ontology annotation, cellular component: extracellular matrix. Gene Ontology annotation, biological process: extracellular matrix organization; collagen catabolic process; proteolysis. Gene Ontology annotation, molecular function: zinc ion binding; metalloendopeptidase activity.